Messenger RNA from Lates calcarifer (barramundi perch), 5377 nucleotides. Its product is annotated as RNA-binding motif, single-stranded-interacting protein 2. Bases 125 to 1324 code for a protein of 399 amino acids. The transcript has 14 exons. Gene Ontology annotation, cellular component: ribonucleoprotein complex; cytosol. Gene Ontology annotation, molecular function: mRNA binding. The record is from RefSeq and is a predicted model, not a curated record. Lineage: Eukaryota; Metazoa; Chordata; Actinopteri; Centropomidae.
GCAGCAGCAGCAGCAGCACCACUCGCAGUCAAGCAGCGGGACUCCAGGCACUCACUUCCCCAGCUGCUGACGUCAGCUGGCAGCCUGGGCUGUGCUCGCCGCUCCGCACAUAGCGCCGAGAAAAAUGCUGCUCUCCGUACCGCCAAGGGCAGGAAUCAACCCAUACAACGGCUAUAACAGCAGAAACAGCAAAAAGCAGGCCUAUGUGUCCUCCGGCCACCAGAUGGCACCCCCCAGUCCCAACACCAACAGUAGCAGCAACAGCAGCAGCGGGGGAGGGGAACAGUUGAGUAAAACAAACCUGUAUAUCCGCGGCCUCCAUCCGGGAACCACGGACCAAGACCUGGUCAAACUCUGCCAACCGUAUGGCAAGAUUGUGUCGACCAAGGCCAUCUUGGAUAAAACAACCAACAAAUGUAAAGGGUAUGGCUUUGUGGACUUUGAUAGUCCAGCAGCAGCACAGAAAGCUGUUACAGCUCUGAAGUCCAGUGGUGUCCAGGCUCAGAUGGCCAAACAACAGGAGCAAGACCCCACCAACCUCUACAUCUCCAACCUGCCAGUGUCUAUGGACGAGCAAGAGCUGGAGAGCAUGCUCAAGUCCUUUGGCCAGGUCAUUUCCACACGUAUCCUGAGAGAUGCCAAUGGGACCAGCCGCGGUGUGGGAUUUGCCAGAAUGGAGUCCACAGAGAAGUGCGAGGCCAUAAUUCAGCAUUUCAAUGGGAAAUUCAUCAAGACUCCACCAGGAGUGCCUGUGCCCACAGAGCCCUUAUUAUGUAAGUUUGCAGACGGAGGUCAGAAGAAGAGGCAGAACCAGGGGAAGUACCUCCAGAAUGGAAGGCCCUGGGCUAGAGACGGAGACACGGGAGGAAUGACGCUUGCGUAUGACCCCACAGCGUUACAAAAUGGCUUCUACUCCUCGCCCUACAGUCUGCCUCCAAACCGAAUGAUCGCCCAGACUUCCCUCUCACCCUACAUGCAUUCUCCCGUCUCUUCCUACCAGGUACACAGCCCGUCCUGGAUGCACCAUCAGUCAUACCUCAUGCAGCCAGCUGGUACAGUUCUUACCCCAACAAUGGAUCAUGCUAUGUCCAUCCAGCCCACGUCCAUGAUGGGACCUCUCACCCAGCAGCUAAGCCACCUGUCCCUGGGCAGCACGGGCACAUAUAUUCCGGCCAACACAACUAUGCAGGGGACCUACAUCCCCCAGUACACCCCAGUGCCUCCCUCCAGUGUCCCAGUAGAGGAAAAUGGUGGUCAACAGCAACAGGUUGCCAUGGAGACUCCCACAGAACACACAAACUACUCGUACCAACACACCAAGUGAAGCUAAGCUCCCAGCAGGGUGGGGCCGAGGGCACGAAAUGAAUCUAACCAAACAGGAUUCAGCUGGAAGAGAUCUGUGCUCCAUACCAUCACCAAGCACCCGGACUUGAACAUGGAUAAAAAAGGAACAUGUGUAUGCGCGCGUUUGUGUGUACAUGUGAGUGUGUGUUUGUGUGCGUGUGUGUGUGUGUGUGUCUGUUUUUUUUUUUUUUUUUUUUUUUGUUUUUUGUUGUUUUUUUUUUUUUUUACGAAAAAGGACAACACUUACUUCAUUGGACUUUUCUGCUCACAUCCUCAAGAGUUGAUCAACCAAAGGUGGGAAUCUUCUUCAGAGAAGCUUUGAUCUAUUUUGAUAACUGAAAAAGGAACAUAACAAGAAGUUAAAAAAAAAACUUAAGAGAGGAGGAAAAGACACAGAGCAUUAUUUUUGUGCACGUAAUAUAACAAAUUCUUAUUUUUAAAAAAGCAUUCUGGACGUUUCAGAGUGAUUCAAGGAAGAGUUGAAACACAAUGUGUCUUUUAUUUUUUUGUAAGAUAUGCAAACUUUUAUUUUUAUUUCCUGAUGUCUGUUGUUUGACAUUCUAUUUGCAGCAGCGGGGGCAACAAUUUGUACAGAUUUAAAAACUUCACAAACACUUUUGCUGGUCUGAUGUGUCGAGUCAUUGUUAACCGUGGGAGGCAAACCGUUUAAAGCUACUUCUUCCUGUAACUGCUGCAGAGAUUUCUAUUCACGCACAGAUGAUAAAAUAACAUUAACUGUUUAUAGUUUAGUCAAAUUCAUUUUGUUUUUGAAAUUUUAAACCAUUCUUUCAUAAGUGAACAAAAGACAAUCAAUUAUUUCUAUUUAUAUUUGAAUUAUAGUUCUAUUUUUUAGAGUUUUUAGAUCAUUGAAACUUACAUUUAUAGAAAAGAAGUUAUUUAAUACUGUAGUCUGUAAAGACAAGGUGAAAUGGACUUUAAUGGAUCUUUACUCCACACAUUAAUAAUGAGCUCUAAUAUUUUGCUCAUGAAAAUUAUUCUUUUUUUGGUGGUUGGAUGACUUUCAGUUCAGUUCAAGUCCUGUAUUAGCCAUCAAAAAAAAAAAAAAACACAUCAAAGCGACACCUCUUCAAACUAACAGUCGUCCUGCUUUGUUUUAAUGUAACUUCCACGUUACGUCCUCGUCCAUGAGAAGUGGUUUUAAGCGGUUUUGUAGUGGCAAACCUUCAGGUAUCAUUAAAUUCAUUCUUUGUCGAAAGGGAUGAAGUGAACAUGCUUUAGAUCUGAGCAGUUAGAUUACUGAAACAUUAAUGUGUACAAAGAACAAUGCAGUUACUAAAUUAAGAUAUAGUUUAGCGAACGCAAUGAGGGAAAUCACAUAAAAGACUAACAAAAUCCCUGAGAAUAAUUUGUCUGAAAGGAAAGGGAGCUGUAAGUCUUUUUUUUCAAUGCUGCUGUUGUCACCUGAGUUUGAUUCUCUUGUCAGUGAUUUUUUUGAGUUUGUAGAAAGUAAAAUGUCUUCUGUUUUUUUUCUUGUCUGUCACUUGAAAACCUUUGUGCUAAUUUGCCUUAUUUCUUGAUUUUAUCUUUGAAGUAGAUUAGAUUUUUAGCUGUAGAUUUUAGCUUUUCCUAGAGAGUAGACGUUAGCCUUUUUCCACGUAGGGAUUGAUGCUGUUUUACUUGUGGACAUCGAGUUUUUGUUUUUCCGCAUGAAUUUCCCGCCCUUGUGUCGUCCUUAUAUUACAUCGGGCCCAUUUGUGGAAAGCCUUUUUUUUUUUUCAGAGAGAAGAGCUGAACCAAACAAUGACUUCAUUUAGCGCUGAUCCAAUAAGAUUCAUACUGAUGCUGCGUCAGUGUCGCGUGGCUUCGUCCAUUCGAGCCCAGGUAUGUUUCAGUCAGCGUGACGAGUGAAGCUCAUGUCAUCACAUACAGUACAUCCAAAUAUGUUGAAUUAAUUUAUACAGACAUCAAAAACUGUAGAUAUGUAGAUAAUAGAAAUAAUGGUUUUACAAAGGACUGCUCACUAGACCAUGGAAGUGCCAUUAAAGAUGAUUCUUACAGCCUUUAGUGAGACAGCAAGUCUGAAUGAAUUUGAGAGUGAUCCAAAAUCCUGCAAAAACUAUUUUUAGCUAAGCCUUAAUGUUUUUUCUCUGGAUGAACUGCCUGAUCUCUCACAGGAUUGACACUAAGUUGUAAAUACUACGGAAAUGGCAACAGGCUUGUUUGAACGCCACCGAGUUAGUCGUCAUGUCAGUCGAGUUAGCUAGCUUGUAGGGUCACAAGGAGCUUCUUUUCCCGCUCUUUGACCGCUUGUGUUUGAAAAUCCAGUGAAAAAAAUGCUGCGUGUGAUAACGUCUUUCUCGAGGCUCGCAGUUUGAUGAUUCUGACUCUGUUUUGUCUUUGUAAUUUUUUUCUACACAUCUUUUUUUUUUUUUUUUUUUUUUUGCUGUGUGUUUCUGUUGUUCAUUUCUGCAACCAAAGAUGUUGUAGCCACCCUCCUGUUAGCUCUCUGUCACAGAUAAACUGCUCUCAUCCACAGACGAUCAUCUGCUGUGUGUAGCUGGUUAAAAUGCAUGUUUUUCUUUCCCGGUUCUGAUUGAUUCAGAAAGAGAUGGAUCACAAUAAGGGUGUUUACAUGCACACAAUAUGCUCCACAGUCCACAUUAUGGCAGUCAUAGGGUUUUGUGACAAACAUUUUUGGGCCCUGACAUAUCAAAAUAUUUCAGCUGAUUUUCAACAUGAACAACUUGAGAAAUGAUCUGGUUGUGCUUCCACAUGUUAAUAGAGCUGAGUUUCUCUCAGUCUACGUAAUGGAGUGUUGGAGUGCAUGUAAACAGGCUCAUUAUGAACUUUACUGGCUUCAGCAGACGCCCUGGAGGAAUACAGAGCGCAGCUUUUAUGAGGGGUGAGAGUUACACGAGAGCUAAUUUUGUAAAUAGUCUAUUUUUUUCCCUUCCACUCACUCUUUACACCAUUCUGUUUGUUUCUUCUUGUGUGUUCUCUUGAUUUUUUUUUCUAUGAUUUAUAACCUGUCCAGAUAACACAGUGACUAGCAAGUUUUCAGAUUCAGUGCACCAUGAAGGAAAAUGUCAUGGAUAUUGUUCAUAUGUUCAGAGAAAUGAUAUUCCAUGUAUUAGCCAUCACUUUUAAUACAAAAAACAGGAUUUUGAAACUAUGAAAUGACCACUUGUUACAAUACAGUGUUUAUUUAUUUUUAUUUUAUCUUAUUUUUUACAAACUUGUUAGCAGAGAUAAUAUUACAGGAAACCAUGAUGCUCCAAAAUGAAUUUGCAUCAUGAAAAAUGAGAGGACCUUACAUUUAAAUAGGAAUACUAAGAUCAGUGGUGUACUCUGUAUGAGUACACAAUAUUUGAAAAAGAAAUUCUCCUUGCACUUAUUAUUUUUAGUCCACAUCAAUUUGAAAAUGCUCUUUUAGUCCAUAGUAAUGUAGAUCUGAUGGCUUAUUUCAUAGCUUCAAAAUGUUUUGCUGCUAAAACAGGAUUUCCAAACAGGUGGUUAGACGUUGCCCAGUCAGGAUUUUCAAAAUGUCUCCUUUUAUUUUAAUUUAGUCGAUACUAGUGGCCCUCAUUUGUUUGAUUUUAAAUAAUAACUCCAUGAUACUAAUAUGUUCUAAAUAGCUUACUAUUAUUUUUGCUAAUAGGCUGUUGAAAUAGUUGUAUUUUACUUAACUGUAACUCAGAAAUGUGACGUUUCUGAACAGGAAAUACUAAAAACAUGUCUCAUUGCUCAACACUGUAUGAACCAAGUUUAUGUGUCACAGGCAUUUUGAAAAUACGCCGGGCUCGUCUCACUCUCUGCUUGCGAACAGUUUUCUUAUUUAUACAAGAACUCAUUUUGUACAGUUUUGUUAGAGGAAAGAGGUUUUGAUAUUUGGUUAUUUUGCAAAGCCACUUGGCUACUUUUGUCUUCCUGUGCCAGAGUUGCUAAAAUUGUCUGUAACUUGUGUUUUUUUUAUUGAUUGAGAUAAGAUUUUUCCUUCUUUCUUGGUUUUCUCUUUGAAUUUGAAUAUGUCAGUUUUUCUUUCUUUUUUUUAAUAAAAGUCUUGUUUCAAUGA